CCUUGGCUCGAAGGCAUUUUCCAUUUCCUAGCCCCCUCCUCCUCCUCCAUCCCUCAGCUGUCGCCCCUCCGUUUCAGCUCUGGCCCCUAGGGGAGCGUCCCUUGCCGCGGGGCUGACAGCACUUGGGGAGCAGGGUCCCUGUUCUCUGCGCUCUAGCUCUGUGCGCAGAGCUUCGUUCGUGGGCGCCUGGUGUCCAGCGGGCACUGAUGUCAAGCGGUGGCGGAGCGCUGCCUACAGACGGUUGACCUGGACCCUCCUCCACACUCACUUCCUUCGUCGCCCCCUCCCUCUUGCCUGUACUCGGGCUCUGGCUCUCUAUAAAAGGCGGGAGCGUUGCGCGCCACAGCAGCUCCGAGUUUCAGCACCAUGGAGAGCCCCCGUCUUCGGCCGCUGGCCCUGUUGGGUGCCGCCCUGCUUUUGCUGCUACCUCUUCUGGGCGCCCGGGCCCAGGAGGACGCUGAGCUCCAGCCCCGAGCCCUGGACAUCUACUCUGCCGUGGAGGAUGCCUCUCAUGAGAAGGAGCUGAUCGAAGCGCUACAGGAAGUCCUGAAGAAGCUCAAGACUAAAAGUAUUCCGAUCUAUGAGAAGAAGUAUGGCCAAGUCCCCAUGUGCCACGCUGGGGAGCGGUGCGCAGUGCGAAAAGGAGCGAGGAUUGGGAAGCUGUGCGACUGUCCCCGAGGAACCACCUGCAAUUCUUUCCUUUUGAAGUGCUUGUGAGGCAUCCACCCGCCUCCAUAAAUCCCCACUGCCCCUACUUCCCUCCCUGCCACCCCAGAGGACCACACCUUCAUCUCUGGAGUUCGCCUUUAGCAACAAAGUUUGCAUUUCCCUCUGAGGGUUAAGGGGCUCUUUUCCUGCUGUUCCCAAAUAACACAUUAGUUGUUACUGUGUGAAGGAUAAUGCCUUGUAUGGUGUUGAUACAUGUGCAAAGUAUUCUUUUCUUAUUCAUCUGACACACUCUUAUGUAUCUUUGUGUAAAGAAGGGGAACUUCUGCUUUGAAAAUUGUAUUUUUGUAUGUGGUGUGGCCGGAUGAAAAUUAGAUUUAGUUAAUCUUAGUAGAUGACAUCACAACCUGGAAGAUGACCCCAAAUGACACAAAUUGCAGCAUGUACAAAUUAUACAUAAUAAAGUGUUUUUAAUAAUUGCUCAUACUGUAUCAUUGUUUCUAUGUCAUAAGUAAUUUAAGUAAGAAUGUUGGAAUUAAUCAUGCUAUUGUUUUCAAAGAGAAAUAUUUAAAAAAUAGCAGCCUAUU
Molecule: messenger RNA, 1253 nt
Organism: Zalophus californianus (California sea lion)
Lineage: Eukaryota; Metazoa; Chordata; Mammalia; Carnivora; Otariidae
Gene: CARTPT
Product: CART prepropeptide
Exons: 3
Coding region: 367-717 (116 amino acids)
Biological process (GO): adult feeding behavior; cellular response to starvation; G protein-coupled receptor signaling pathway
Molecular function (GO): neuropeptide hormone activity
Source: RefSeq, a predicted model, not a curated record